AUGGAUGUGUCCAACUUCAUUAUUCCAACUAAUAAUAUUAGCCAUACGCAAAUCCCUCUCUAUUUUUUUCCUAAAAUUUUAAUUCUCUCUCUCUCUCUGUCUAUCCAACAUUUGCACCCGCUGUUUAUCAUACUUUCUUUCUCUCUCUCUGUGUUUAUCAUACUUUCUUUCUCUCUCUCUGUGUUUAUCAUACUUUCUUUCUCUCUCUCUGUGUUUAUCAUACUUUCUUUCUCUCUCUCUGUGUUUAUCAUACUUUCUUUCUUCUCUCUGUGUUUAUCAUACUUUCUUUCUCUCUGUAUUUCUCAUACUCUUUCUUCUGUAUUUUCUUCUUUCUCUCUGUGUUUAUUCUUUCUCUCUGUUUUUAUCCUUUACUUUCUUUUCUCUCUGUGUUUAUCAUACUUUCUUUCUCUCUGUGUUUUAUCAUACUUUCUUUUCUCUCUGUAUUUUUCAUCUCUGUUUUUUUCUUUCUUUCUCUCUGUGUUUAUCUACUUCUUUCUCUCUCUGUAUUUUAUCAUACUUUCUUUCUCUCUGUAUUUAUCAUACUUUUCUUUCUCUCUGUGUUUAUCAUACUUUCUUUCUCUCUCUCUGUGUUUAUCAUACUUUCUUUCUCUCUGUUUUUUAUCAUACUUUUCUUUUUUUCUCUCUGUGUUUAUCAUACUUUCUUUCUCUCUGUGUUUAUCAUACUUUCUUUCUCUCUGUGUUUAUCAUACUUUCUUUCUCUCUGUGUUUAUCAUACUUUCUUUCUCUCUGUGUUUAUCAUACUUUCUUUCUCUCUGUGUUUAUCAUACUUUCUUUCUCUCUGUUUUUUAUCCUCUCACUUUCUUUUCUCUCUGUGUUUAUCAUACUUUCUUUCUCUCUGUGUUUAUCAUACUUUCUUUCUCUCUGUGUUUAUCAUACUUUCUUUUCUCUCUCUGUGUUUAUCAUACUUUCUCUCUGUCCCUCUCUGUUUAUCAACCUUUCUUUCUCUUUCUCUCUCUGUUUAUCAACCUUUCUUUCUCUUUCUCUCUCUGUUUAUCAACCUUUCUUUCUCUUUCUCUCUCUGUUUAUCAACCUUUCUUUCUCUUUCUCUCUCUGUUUAUCAACCUUUCUUUCUCUUUCUCUCUGUUUAUCAACCUUUUUCUUUUCUCUCUGUUUAUCAACCUUUCUUUCUUUCUCUCUCUGUUUAUCAACCUUUCUUUUUCUCUCUGUUUUAUCAACCUUUCUUUUUUCUCUCUGUUUAUCAACCUUUCUUUUCUCUCUCUCUGUUUAUCAACCUUUCUUUCUCUCUCAUUUAUCAACCUUUCUUUUUUCUCUCUCUGUUUAUCAACCUUCUUCUUUUUCUCUCUGUUUAUCAACCUUUCUUUCUCUCUCUGUUUAUCAACCUUUCUUUCUCUCUCUGUUUAUCAACCUUUCUUUCUCUCUCUGUUUAUCAACCUUUCUUUCUCUCUCUGUUUAUCAACCUUUCUUUCUCUCUCUGUUUAUCAACCUUUCUUUCUCUCUCUGUUUAUCAACCUUUCUUUCUCUUUCUCUCUCUCUUUUAUCUUUUUCUCUUUCUUCUCUGAUUUAUCUCUCUUUUCUUUCUCUUUCUCUCUGUUUAUCAUCCUUUCCUUCAUAACUUUCUUUCUCUUUUUAUCAACCUUUUCUUUCUCUUUCUCUCUCUCUUUCUCACGCGUUUCUCUCUCUCUCUCUCUCUGUUUCUCAACCUUUCUCUCUUUCUCUCUCUCUCUCUCUCUCUUUCUUUCUCUUUCUCUCUCUCUUAUCAACGUCUCUCUCUCUCUCUCUCUCUCUCUCUCUCUCUCACUCUUUCUCUCUCUCUCUCACAUCAACACUUUCUUCUCUCUCUCUCUCUCUCUCUCAACCUUUCUCUCUCUCUCUCUCUCACGCGUCUCUCUCUCUCUCUCUCACGCGUUUCUCUCUCUCUCUCUCUCUUUUCUCUCUCUCUUUCUCACUUUCUUUCUCUUUCUCACUGACACACGUUUUCUCUCUCUCUCUCUCUCUGUUUAUGACACACUUUCUUUCUCUCUCUCUCUCUCUCACACUGACACACGUUUCUCUCUCUCACACUUCUCUCUCUUUCUAACAUAUCUCUCUCUCCCAAUAUCCAUUAUGUGUUUAUUUACCUGUUUUCAAAGAGCCACAACAAUCAGGCAUCCUCUCUCUGAAUCAACCUUUCUUUCGUCUCUUUCUCUCUUUGUUUUUUCAACCUUUCUUUGUGUUUCUCUCGGUUUAUCAACAGCCCCAUCACAUUACUUUCUCUUUCUCUCUCUUAAAGCCAACUUUCUUUCUUUCUCUUUCUCUCUUUUGUUAUUUCCCCCCCAUUUCUCUCUUUAUGUGACCUUCUGUUCAUCUGCCCGAUCAGUUCUGAUCGCGUUCUCUUCUCCCUCUCUCUCUCUUUCUAAGGCUUUCUCUCUCCCAAUAUCCACUCUAUUUUAUUUUCUUGGGGGUUCUUUCUCUUCCCUCUCUCUCUUUUCUUCCUUGUUCUUUCUCUUCUCUCAAUACUCUUUCGUCUUGUUCUUUCUCUUCUCUCUCUCUCUCUUCUUUUCUUCUUUCUCUUUCUCUCUGCUCAAUCUUUCAAACUUUCGCUUCGGUCUUUCUAUUUCUCUCUCUCUCUCUGUGAUGACCUUCUCUUCAUCUCUCUCUCUCUUUCUUCGUCGUUUCUUUCUCUUCUCUCUCUCUCCCUUUUUUUUUUUGUUUUUUUCUCUUCUCUCUCUCUCUCUCUUUCUUCAAUGGAAUUCUUUCUAUGAUUCUCGUUUCUCUUUCUUCGCUUGUUUUUUCUCUUCUCUCUCUCGUCUCUCUUUCGACGCUUGUUCUUAA
This is a messenger RNA of Acanthosepion pharaonis, 2793 nucleotides long. NCBI's taxonomy places the organism in Eukaryota, Metazoa, Mollusca, Cephalopoda, Sepiida, Sepiidae. The record is from the annotation of a GenBank genome assembly.